Molecule: messenger RNA, 2895 nt
Organism: Spinacia oleracea (spinach)
Lineage: Eukaryota; Viridiplantae; Streptophyta; Magnoliopsida; Caryophyllales; Amaranthaceae
Product: probable ADP-ribosylation factor GTPase-activating protein AGD14
Exons: 13
Coding region: 245-2290 (681 amino acids)
Molecular function (GO): GTPase activator activity
Source: RefSeq, a predicted model, not a curated record
AAAUUAUUGAAACUUUUUACAAGCAAAGACCACAUAACUUUUUGUUUGGACUCAUUCGAGUGACAAAAUCACAAACCCCUAAUAUUUCCGAUUUUCUUAUCAAUUCGAUUAUGCUAUUUGGGGAUUUCCGGAACAAUUCGCUUCCUGAAAUCCCUAAUUAAUUGCACCUUUUACUAAUUUAGGGUUCACUAUUCGGAUUUUUGUUUGGAAAUUUUGAAUUUGAUUAAUCUCAAGAUUGCUGAAAAUGUCAAGCAAAAGGUUAGAGGAGAAAAAUGAGAAGAUCAUCAGAGGUCUAAUGAAGUUGCCACCUAAUAGACGUUGCAUCAACUGCAAUAGUUUGGGUCCUCAAUAUGUUUGCACCAACUUUUGGAUGUUUGUUUGCACGAUUUGUAGCGGAAUACAUCGUGAGUUUACACAUCGUGUUAAGUCCGUGUCAAUGUCCAAAUUUACGUCACAAGAAGUUGAAGCUCUUCAAAAUGGUGGUAAUCAGCGAGCAAGGGAAAUGUAUUUGAAGGACUGGGAUCUGCAUAGACAAAGACAGCCAAACAGUAGUGACGUUGAGAAAGUCCGAGAGUUCAUCAAGGCUGUCUAUAUAAAUCGGAAAUAUGCCGGAGGAAACAAUUCUGAGAAGUCUUCUGGGGACAUGCAGGGUCAGAUCCAAAGAAAUGUUGAAGAUGAGACAAGGCGAGCCAGUUCGUAUCAUUCUUUCUCUCAAAGUCCACCUUAUGAUUAUCAAUAUGAAGACCGGCUCAACAGAAAGCAAACAGGUUCACUCACUAGAAAGCCUGGCUCGGAUCAUAAUCUUUACGGGAGGAAGGCUGCAAGUUUCUUAUAUAGUCCUGGUCGUUUAAGUGAGCAUCUUUACGAGGACAGAUUUGCAAAUGAUGGAUCUAGCUCGCGAGUUUCAGACUACUCCUUAUCAAGUGGUGGAGAUCCAUUCAAGUCCGCUCCCCAGUCACCAAAUCUUCAGAAAGAUGAUGGAUUUUCAAGUCCUGCCUCUGAUUCCUCAAGGGAAAUAGUUGAUGGUCUUCAUCGCCAGACAUCAAGCACGCAUUCAGAAAUCUAUGUAAAGAGAGACAUUGACAAAGCUCCCCUGCCACGACCACAGAGAACUCUUUCUUCGGGGAGUGUUGGUUCGUUUGAGAAGAACUGUGUGUCUCUUCAGUCAACUGAUUCUGAUGUCAAUUUGAAGCCCAGUCCCUCAAAUGCCACCACUCAAAAUAAAGUUUCCGCCAUUCCUUCUUCCUCACAGUUGCCUGUAGGUGGAUUGGAUCUAUUUGAGGAUGCAUUGGCAAUGUCGUCCGCCAAUUCAACUCGGGGUGUUGACCUGUUUCAAGGACCAAGUGCUGGACCAGUCGCAUCAAUGAAUUCUUUUCAAUCACCUGCAGAUUCUUCAGCUUUUUCUCAAAACUUUCCACAAUCAUCUUGUUCCUCAUCGUCAAGUUUCCUUUCUCAGAUUUCUCAGAACCCUCAUGUUCCAUAUUCAAACCAAAAGAUGUCCGAGCCGACAGAACCAAGUAAUGAGGGGUGGGCAACAUUUGAUUCGCCUCAACCCAAUCCUCCUUGUACUAAUACCUCGGAUACUGGGGGUUCAGAAGCAGGUUCAGAUGGUGGAGUUUCUUUAAAAGAUUUUAAUUCUGCUGCAACCUCAAAUGCCGGGUUGCAGUGGCUAGAGUUCCCGAGUUCUGCUAUCCAUUCAUAUUCCUGGAAUGAGGGCCUGCAGGAUGUUCAUGUUCCAACCGACAUGCCGAGCAGUCAGGAUUGGAAAGCCUUUGGAGAAGCCAAUGAACAACAUCAUCAAUGUAUAGACAUGGGUGGCAUAAAUUUGCAAGUUUCUGUCGAUACCUCUAGCACUGAUGUUUUCCCUGGCUUGAAAAAUCCACAGGAUUCUGUUGUAGAUGGCCUUCAGAAACUUUCUUCUACUGAAGGAUUCUCAUUUCCAACUUUACCAUCUCAUACUGGAUCAUCAUUUGUUGAACCAAUGCACCCUUUCAUGAAUAAUAUAGCAAAUGUUCAGCAGAAAUCUGGGAAUCCAUUUGAUGUGCCAUUUGAUUCUGAAUUCGAAGCACACAAUACGUUUUUGGACAUGAGUACGUUGCAAGCUGCACUUCCCAAUUCACCGCUACCAUCCUCUUUUAUGGGGGGUAUAAAUGAGCAAUGGUUUCCUGGAAAUCCUGUGGCUUCUCAUGGUGGAAUGUCAUACAUGGCGACACAGGCUCCAAGCUCUCAGCUGCAGAAUGUUCCAACACAUGGACCUGUUGCUUCCGUUGGGGGAAACCCAUUUGCGUAAUUUAUGAUAAAAAUCAGCACGUACGACAUCUCUGAUAUCUUUUUUGUAUCGAUAAUAUUCUCCGGGAAGGUUUUCUGGAGGAAAGACGGUUUUAGGUUACUUUUGCUACGUUGGUGUGAAAAAAUUCCGUGCAGCGAUUACAAUCUGUGCAUUUCAGCUUCAGGGAUUCAGCGUGCAAAACAAAGAUGCUUUACACUUUGUUCAUUGGGCUGCAAGGAUGCUGUAACACUAUGCAUGGAUAUUCGACAUUCCAUGCAAAGGAUGGAUACUUUUACAUUGAUCGGUCAUUGUAGGGUUGAACUAGUGUUACAUUUCCUUAAAACUGUAUAUAGCUUUCGUUUGUAAAUCGCUGAGAUACCUUAUGUUGUUUCCACAUCAGAAGCCAUUAUUGUAUUUGAUCCAUUGUGCAAGUUUGAGAGGUAGAUUAUGUUCGAAAUAUACAAGAUUCUUUCUUGUGAUGUAUUAGGGUUUUAUUGCUGUAAACCUCAUAGUGGAUGCCAUUCCUCGAUUGAUCUUCUUUGCUUUCAACUUUUCUCGAAAUUCAUACAUUUGAACAUAUGUACAAGUUUUUGAUUAUAUAUUUAUAUGCCUUUUAUUUUAUUUUA